CUGCAGCUUCCUCAAACACCAAUACAUAAUAUAUUGCCCCUUCACCUCCAAUCCGGGAAAACAAGCCUGCGUUAAAAAUGUCGCAGAUACUCCAAGUCGUUCUCAAAACAACUCUCGCCCUAAUCGAGCAGUUCCAAGUCUCUCUAACCACGACUCAACCCAACCCCGGACCCGUGACGAGUGAAGAGAACCAAAACUCAGAUCCCCUUCCCCUCCUCUCAAUAUCAUCAACGGCACUCAAAUCUCAUGUCACGAAACUCUCACUACUGGCGAUCAAUUCCCCGUUCACACCCUCUGCGGUAGCGAAGACGCUUUCGACUCUUAACGAGUCCGUUCUCCCGUCUCUGGUUACAGCCGCACUCCUUAUAACGCCAGAGUCUCAUACGAGGGCGUUUCAAAGCGAAAUCCGCGUUCUGACAGGUACAGCACUGAAGGAGCUGUCUUUGUUGGUUAAAGAAGUGCAGCUCAUUGCGGAGGAAAAGGCUGAUAAGAGAAGCCUGGAACAGGCGGAAAAGGAUGCAGUCACAGCGGUGACGGGGCGGGUCUGGGAUGCUUGCGAUGUACUUGUUGAUGUUGCCGCGAAGGGGGUUGUCGGCUUCGUGGUCAGAAGGGCACAGGAGUAUAGAGACUUGGUUCGAGAUGCGGUGGAAGAGAUUGAGGAGUGGGAUCCGGAUGAGGAGGGUGAUGAGUUUUUCGAUGACCUCCUAGACAAUGGUGAUGAAUAUGAAGCUGGGUCUGGUGACGACGAGGACGAGGGAAGUGACGACGGAGAAAGCAGUGCUGCGCUACAUGCACGGAAAAAGAGUGCGCUUCGAAUCUUGAAGCCUAUUGCCCAAAUCUACCCCGCUCUCAUUGCGAACCGUCUGGAGAGAGUGCCCGUUCCAUUAGCACCGUCGAAUAUUGGAAUUCUAGACUCAAUGUUGAAAAGUUUACAGCAGAUUCCGGAUCAUAUCGACGAGGUGGCUGGAGCGUUAUACGAGGCAGAUUUUGACAAAUUUACGCGGCAACUUCGGAAAACCAAAGAAAGUGCCUUCAAUGCUAUCGAGUUGGUCGUUCUGCCUUGGGAUCUGAAGCAGACUGCCAACGAUCAGGAAAACCAGGGGGAUAAGUUUACCGCAUGGUCAAAAACGUGGACCAAAGUUAUCGAGGAAGUCAGCAAGUCUAUCGACGUAUAA
Molecule: messenger RNA, 1175 nt
Organism: Aspergillus nidulans FGSC A4
Lineage: Eukaryota; Fungi; Ascomycota; Eurotiomycetes; Eurotiales; Aspergillaceae
Exons: 1
Coding region: 78-1175 (365 amino acids)
Source: RefSeq, a predicted model, not a curated record